ACCGGAAGCCGCGCCCCCUACGUUAGGGUUAAGUGUGAAAUGUGUGGUGGUUGUUUGAGCAGACUUGCUUUAAAAAUUAUGGUGUUUUAUGACAAAGACUUUUAAAACAUGAACUGCGUCACCGUUGAGGAUUUGUCUCAUGGGACGGAGAAUGUCCCUGUUUUGUUCGAGGGGACGGUGAGAAAAGAGUCGCCGGUUUUCCAGUACACACCAGAGAAUGUUCCUGGGCCAGGCUGUGACAGUUAUCCAAAUGAGGUGACCUUACCUGGAUGUGACUGUAGAUCCCACUCCUGCCAGCAGGGGAGCUGCUCCUGCCUUCAGCACCAUGGGCAGGUUUACAACAGCACAGGCUGUUUGUUGGACCGCACUGAUGAGCUUACAGGAUACAGCAGGCCCGUGUUUGAGUGUAACACCUUGUGCAGGUGUGGAGAAUCCUGCUCCAACCGGCUGGUCCAGCAAGGCUUAAAACUAAGUCUGUCUGUGUUUGCCACCCAGGGCAAGGGUUGGGGUGUCCGCACACUGGAGCCUGUGUCUCAGGGCAACUUUGUGUGUGAGUACGCAGGGGAGGUGAUCGGGUUUGAGGAAGCCUGCCGGAGGCAGCGGAUUCAAAGCCCAGAUGACAUGAACUAUAUCAUCACAGUGAGGGAGCAUGCUGGACCAGACGUCCUGAGCGAAACCUUUGUGGACCCUGCUGCUAAGGGAAACGUGGGCCGCUUCCUCAACCAUUCCUGCCUUCCCAACUUGGUGAUGGUGCCAGUGCGUGUGCACUCCAUGGUGCCCAGGCUGGCUCUGUUUGCUGCCUGUGAUAUAGCUCCUCUGGAGGAGCUCACCUUUGACUAUUCAGGUGGCUACAAGAACACAGGGGAUGUAAGAAUAAGCCUGGGCCCAGGUGAACCAAUAUCUGCCACAGGAGGUGCAGAUGUACAGAAAAGAAAACCCUGUUUGUGCGGCGCCCAGAACUGCAGGCUGUUUCUGCCUUUGGAUUUGUCUGUAAUCAGCAGCAGUUAAAGCCCCCUGAUGUCACUGUAACCUUGUGAUUUACUUUUGAAACCAGGUUUUAUUUUUUCUGUGUGGAAGUCCUAAUACCACCUGGAUGGCUUUUCACUGUGGAUUCAAUGCGGGACAUUUAGGUGGAGAAGAAUGGUAUUCUCUAUCUGGCCGGCGCAGUUUCAAAGGAGAGUUAAAGGCAGAAAACCCAAGGAGGCAGAAGCCUGUGGAGAGUCACAUUAAGAGUUUGCCACCAGAAUGAGUAACUACAGACUCAAAGGUAGUCGAACGACUUUGAGUUGACAUUGGCAAGUGUGUUUAAAAGAGAUGCAAUGGCUGAUGGGAAUGUGGGGCAGUCACAGGCACUUCUGUAAGUGGCUGGACCAUCACAGUGGCACAAUCUCUCUUGUGCCAAUGUUUCUGACAUCCCAGCAAACUCCAGCGCCCUGCUGCACCCUUGUGGUACAUCAGCUUUGGAUGUCAUGGCCUACUCCAAGACAAGCCCGAUAAUGUAGGGCAGUCAGCUCCCCCACUCCCCAAAAAAAGUCAUUGAGCUGAAAAAUAUAUCAGACUUUGAUGUCUUUUACUGGCACCCUAUCUAGGUCACCCCUGCCUGACGGUAAAGGGUUGCAACAGUAAAAAAAAACCAUUAGAAUUUAACUUGCUUCCUACCAUUGAUGGGACAGGACCUUGGAGUCUGCAGCUGCAAUCUAUGGGAAGUCUUACGACCCUCACCCUCAUCAAACUAACAAAGGAUCGUGGGAUCUCUCACUACACAAGUUGUAUAUAGCAGGCAUAUUCUUGUCAGAUAUGGUGCAUUCUGUGUAGCUGCUGGAGAGUGAUGAAAAGGUUACGGAUUCUAUACCCAAGAAAGGUCCCUGCAGUUUUUUUUUCCAACAGAGACACCUGAUUGCACUUCUGUAUAGUAUGACUCUAUCACAGCAUCUUGAGGCUGCAUAAAGAAAUAUGAUUAUCUUGUCCUUCUGGUCCUUCUGUGUUUUCAUGUCAUGCCGUGUCCCUUCAGAAGCAUUCUCAGGUUUGUUCGUUUAACCCACAUCUCAGAGCAAUUAAAGAGUGCCUCUGGGUAUUCCUUUAUAGAACCCCCCCACCACUGUGUUGGUUCGAUGUCCCACUUUCAGUUUCUCAUUCUUAACGUUCCCACUCCUCCCAAACUGCCCUCUUUCAGGUCUAGACCCGCCUUCAUCGCUGCUCUUCUGCUAAUUUCCACAUCUGGGUUAAUCACCUCAGAGAUCAAGUUUCCCAGGAAGGGUGCACACUGCGAGCCGAUCCCCAGGCGCCCCCGCCCGCCACUCCUCCCUCGUGGUUGUGAGCGCUCUCCUAAAUCACUGAAAUCACUUUAAAGUGAUUCUGGAAACACUUAGCCAUCCAGAAUCAUUGAAUAUUGUUCCAAAAGAAAGAUGGGUGAGCAGCAUAAGUCUGCUGAUUGCACAUGUACAUGUGAGAAACAUUUCUCAGAUCUUCUUUGCCCAGCAUCAUAAUUGUAUCCUUUUCUAUUAUCUGACUGACCACCUAAAUUUGUAUAGUGAAAUUUCUGGGAGGGGUCUUCUCAUUUGUGUUAUAUAUUUGUUUUUUACAUUGUAUAUAAGACAGCUUUUCAACUUGUUUCCACUAGACAAUGCUGCAAACCAGAAGUAAUUAUUUAUGUUUAAUCAAGGCAAGUGAACCCACUAGGUGGAAUAAUUACAUUAAUAUCUGUGAGAAAGACCCACAGUGAAGUGGCGAGAGACAAAGUGGGAAAGAGGUUGUGUAAUCAGUGCUUCUAAGUGGAUGGAGAUGGGUGCCCUGGAACUCUGUGAUAACAUCUUGUCUAUUUCUCAAGGACAUUUCCUGUAUGCUUGUCUGGAGUGAGACGGCACUUCCUCUGACAUCACUGCGUUCCGUAAAACCACCACGUGUUAGUCCAGGAUCUCAGGCCCCUCCUCCCGUAACACAGUCCCGUUGCAUGGCAACAUGUGAAGUGAUGGCCAUAUUGCUUUAACACCACCAGCCCACCUAGGGGUUUGACUGGUAGAGGUAAUAGUAAAAAAAAAAGCACUGAAUGCAUAUCUUUACUUAAGCAGCAGUAAGAGGUUUAUGAAGUGUGAUCUGUACCAGCUAUAUGUGGCAUGAGUAUUUAACCACAAUGAAAUUUCAUGCUCAGUGUGCAUCCAUCAGAAUCUGCUGGAUCAUGUUCACGUUUAGAAUUCAAGUCCCUUGAAUCCCCAUGACAACAGGAGCUAUAAGAGUGACUGGCUUUCAGUGAUCUCUAUACUCUGUAGAAGAGAGAAUGUGGAGAGAUGAAAUAAACAAACGCAGUGUCAAAGGGAGAAAGGGGCUGUGCUUUCUGUGUUGAAGGGCGCAUCUUACUGUACAAAAGCGGGAGAUUUGGAUUUGUGAGGGGGAAAUUACUGAUAACCACAGAAUGUGUAAAAGUGUUGACAAGAUCAGUCAGGGAAAACCGCUUUAAGGUGGUGGCGAAAUGAUAGUUUGUAAUAUUUCUUAUGGUGAAAGUCUUAAAUUGCCAUCUUUUCAACUUUCUUCGCCCGUCAGUGUUCUUGUGAUGAGGCUAAUUUAUCAGUACUGAGCUUCCUGUGAAAAAGUAAGGCGGCAUUUUAGUGGUUCGUAUGUCCUGUAAGCCGCACCCUCACGUAUGCCGCACCUACAAAAGUUAUCAGUUCAGUAGCACUAGAAUUACAGAGAUUAUUGCGUUCUAUUUUCAUAUUUUCUUGGGCUUUGCAAACACCAGGAGAAUUUCCCUUUCACCGAGAGGGAGAGAGGGGAAAAAAAGCAUAACAUUCGGUUGUCCCAGAUACUAAUGUGAAUUUCGAUAAGUGCUUCUAUUUCUACCCAGCUCAAGGUUAACCACCCUGGGAGUCAAUCUGGUUUGUGCAAAGAUUUUUUUUCUUACAUAGGAAACUGACUUCCAGAAUAAAUGAACGAAACAGACCGCACGCUGUGUUUCCAUCCACGUUCACCUGUGCGGAUCCAGGAGGGUCAGGUGGGUGGUGUACACCUUCAGGCUCUGCCCACAGGCAGUCCCAGCCUCUUGGUGGGGGAGGGACUUAACAGCACUCUUUAUGACGUUCCUUAUGCUUUGAGCUCUGACUUUGUAUGUUGACAAUUAACAAUUUUUUUUUAAAUCAUAAAAUUACAAAAAAAAAGUUUUCUCUUGCUCGUUUCUUUAAUAAAACACCUUCAAUGAAUAAUUUGGUUUGAGGCAAAUGAUAUUUAAUUGAGAUACUGAGAAAGAACAGAUGUGGAUGGGGAAUGAGGCACACCGUGGGUCUGUGAGGGCAGUAACCCGUAAUUAGUGAGAUGUGCCGACCAGAGGGGGCAGACAGUAUGCAGCUACCUUCCAUGUCAUUUAGCAGCUAAUGCAAGGUCUUAACAACAGCCCUUGUUACCUGCCUGCAAAAUACUCAAGCCAUCGAUUACCUUCCACAUCUUCCCCCAUUUCUUCCCCUUUAAUAAAGGCUGGAUAGUUCAUAGUGUGUGGCUAGAGCUGAUUGACCAGCAUGGAAAUGGUGGCAGGCAGCUUGUCAUGUUAAAAAUGGGACAUUAUUCAGGCUACGGGCAUAAUGAGGUAAUCAGCACCAUG
Molecule: messenger RNA, 4585 nt
Organism: Brienomyrus brachyistius
Lineage: Eukaryota; Metazoa; Chordata; Actinopteri; Osteoglossiformes; Mormyridae
Gene: setmar
Product: SET domain and mariner transposase fusion gene
Exons: 2
Coding region: 109-1008 (299 amino acids)
Cellular component (GO): nucleus
Molecular function (GO): histone H3K9 methyltransferase activity; protein binding; zinc ion binding
Source: RefSeq, a predicted model, not a curated record